Moneuplotes crassus is the source of this 1801-nucleotide messenger RNA. The record is from the annotation of a GenBank genome assembly. NCBI's taxonomy places the organism in Eukaryota, Ciliophora, Spirotrichea, Euplotida, Euplotidae.
AUAAAAACAAAUAAAAUUUACCAUGGCUGACAGAAAAGAAGAAAUUCAUGGUUCGAACAGGAAGGUUCAGUUUGAUAAGGAAGCAAAGGUUGAAGAUGGAGGUAGCCCGCUGAGGAAUUUUGGAAGAGCAAGAUAUUCACGUCCUCAUGACCUGGGAUAUUAUCAUAAACCAGGUUAUAGAAGUCAUAUGCAUGAAAUUCAUAGAGAUGAAGGGAGAUAUUAUGAUCUUUCUCCUCAUUCAAGGUAUGAUUACCUUCUAGAUGCACCCACAGCUGCUGGAACUGAUCACUCUGGCUUAACUCAUGGCUCAUGAUAUGCUCAAUACAGAGGAACAGCAAGAAAUUUAGGUUAUGUCCAUCAUGCUGGAACACAUAUUUAUGAGUCUCCUACGAGGGUCAAUAGAAGCUACUCUGGAAAUAUUCAUUCCUGAAAUAAAUCUCCUAUAAGAGAUAUGCUCCAUCAUAGAUCUGUAGUUGAUCCCCCUCAUACAAGAGUGGUAGAAAACUUACAUCAUAGGCCUGCAAUGGUUGAAGAAGUUCACUAUAGUGGUUCUCCUAUAAGACAUGGUCUGCCAGGCAAGGUUGAAGAGGUUCAUUACAGAGGCUCUCCAGUCAGACAUGAUUUUCCAGACCAUGUAGAAGUCUCUGUGGGGAAAUACUCUCCUUGCCAUCGCUCAACCAGAUAUUUCCCUGCUGGUGGUUCCCCUCUCACCGCUGGAUCGAUUCAUAGAGAACUGGGCGAAGCAGAGAGGAGAGCAGCUGACUCUGAAGCCAGAAGAAGAGAAGAAUCACAGAGAAGAAUCUGGGCUGAAGAAGACGCUUGCAGGGAAAUCAGAAAACGUCUCGAUGCCGAAGACAGACUUGCCUGGGAAGCCAGCCAAAGAGCAAGAAAGGAACACGAAGAUAUCGCCAGAGAAGAAUUUAAUAGAAGAGAAAUGGAAAGAAAAGAUAGAGACAGAAUGCUCAGAGAAAGAGACCUUGAAGCUCUAAGAAGAAAAGACCAGAUUGAGAGAGAAAUGAUGGAUAGGGACUUGGAGGAGAGAAAGAGAAUGACAGAUGAGCUUUUAAGACAAAGGGUUAAAGGAGAUAUUGAGAAUGCUAAGAGAUUUGACCAGAUGAUGCCUAAAUCUUAUGAUGAACCCAAGCGUGAUAUCGUUUCGGCAAUCCCAGAUAAAAAGAACAAGAAUAAAAAGAAGAAGCCAAAGAAAAAGAAGAAGCUAGUUAAGAGAAAGCCAAAUCAUGAUAAAGAUGCUUGCAAUGAUAAUGGAGUUCACAGAGUUGAGGGUUCAAUCCCUGUUGAUCCAAAAUAUGAUCAAAUAGCGACCUCAAUGUUCAAGAAACAAAAGUAUAGUUCACCUAAGGUACAAAAGGCGAGAGUUCAUUCCGCUAAUCCGAAAAGAGCUUAUCCUUUAAAUAAUGUCACUGAAGAAGAAUACUUAAAGGUUCUUUAUCCUGACAUUGACUUCACAUCUGCUGAUGUUCAUUGCUUAAGAGAACACAAGAAGGAAUGGUUUAAUGAUUUUAUGAAAAGGGUAUUCGAAAAGAGUAUAGUUAUUAAAAGACCCAAACAUGACUAUGGUAGAACUAAAUUUAUACCAUAUUUAAAAUCUGAAUCAAAUUUUCUCAAUAAUCAAGUAAAAUACGACCUCUUCAUGCAGAGAUGUAUGAAAACCUCACCAUACAACGAUAAUGGUGGAGAGAACUACUCUAUGUUAAAGAAGAUGGUGAGACAUAGGUCAAACAGUCCAAAGAAGAACUACCAGAGAAACACAAUCGCAUCUUUGGCAAAGGCUUUAUAAAAU